CAAUCUUUCCAAAUAUCAUACACUUAAUACUUUUUAAAAUUUAGUUAUUGAAUUUUAGAUAAACAAAUACUUUUUAAAAUUAAAAAAAAUCAAAUAAAAAAGAAGUGAUUUAUUCAUUCUUUCCUAUCCUUUCCUUUUUGUAUUCUUUAUUUUUUGAUUUUUUCAUGUGAUCAAUUGUUGGAGAACUCCCCCAUUCUGUACUAUCUCCCUCUCCAACGCUAAAACUCCCAUCAAGCAUUAAAGCAGGAAAGUCUACGAGCAAAGCUUUUGCUUGAAACAAGCCUUAUUAUAUGAGAUGAAACUCCAAUGUUGAAAAAUUUUUGUUUCGAAGCUCUAGAUGUUACACUCUCAGAUUUAAUGAGGUUGAAAAAUGAAGACCACAUACAUUAACCUUUUGGAGGAAAAGUAGUAAUACUUGGAGGUAAUUUUAGACAAAUACUUCAUAAAUUCUUCAUCAUUGUGGAAGCAUUUCAAAGUUAAGAAAUUGUCUAAGAACAAGCGACUAACCCCACCUAAGACGGCCGAUGAAGCAAAAGAAAUCAAAGUUUCUAUAUUGGAUUCUUAAAAUUGAAAAUGACGAUCAUUCUGAUUCCGGAGUAGGAGAGUAUGAUGUUCAAAUCCGGCUAGAUCUGCUCAUCCCAAUUAGUCCGGACCCAUUAAUGGAAUUGAUUAAAUAUACAUAUCCUGACCUUUCUCACAAAAUGAAAGACCCGCAAUUCUUUCAAGAUAGAGAAAUAUUAGCUCAUACACUGAAGGCUGUUGAAAUGAUAAACACUUACAUGCUUGGCACGAUAGCUGCAUAGAACAUGAAUAUCUGAGCUCCGACUCUUCCUUGCGAUCUGAUGAGGAUUCUGAAAUCCGAGGUGAGUGGUUUACCACAGAAUUUUGAACGACACUAGAGGUUCAGGAAUGCCAAACCACAGACUACCUUUCCUAUUUAUUGUUUUCGUUUUUCAGGUUUGUGUCUAAACCCUAACUCGGAUUUUGCACAUACAAACACGCGUGAUGCUUCUCCCUAAGUCUGGCAAUCCAAAUCAUGUGGAUGUUUACCCAAGGUGGCCAUUUAUUUGAUUCCAGCCGCCCCUCAACCUUACCCGAGGUUGAUGAUGUUUUAGCUGUUAACCCUUCAAAGGAUACUUGGACUAUUGUUGUGAAAGUGAACCGAAUGUGGGUCAGUCCUUGCUUCGGUGGAUCAAAGUUGCCGUUCUCAAUGGAAUUAGUUUUCAUGGAUGCCAAGGGUUGUAAGAUCCAUGCUACUGUGCGGAAGUCCCUGUUGUAUAGGUUUCAGCCUUUGAUCACAGAGGGUCGUGUCUAUCAGAUAUCGUACUUUAGUGUUGGUGAAAAUGGUGGCGAGUUCAGGACAACAAUGCAUACUUAUAAGAUUAACUUUGAGAUGCACACCACUGUGAGAUUGGCCACAAACACUCUGAUAACCAUGAGUCCUUAUUCUUUCACUCCUCUUUCUGACAUCCGGUUCAAUGUACUAGAUUCGUCUUAUCUGACAGGUCCAGUGGCGAGCAAGAAUUUGAAAAGGAUGGAAAACUGGAAAAGAGAAUUACUCUUGAUCUUUUGCAAGAGGUGUUCGUCUUGAGUGUGCAUUCUUUGGAAAAUAUGUACCAGAGAUUCUUGGACAAUUAGCAUCCGG
Lotus japonicus is the source of this 1645-nucleotide messenger RNA. RefSeq names its product replication protein A 70 kDa DNA-binding subunit B-like. The record is from RefSeq and is a predicted model, not a curated record. The transcript has 5 exons. Bases 1037 to 1591 code for a protein of 184 amino acids. Lineage: Eukaryota; Viridiplantae; Streptophyta; Magnoliopsida; Fabales; Fabaceae.